Molecule: messenger RNA, 1809 nt
Organism: Anopheles funestus (African malaria mosquito)
Lineage: Eukaryota; Metazoa; Arthropoda; Insecta; Diptera; Culicidae
Product: ankyrin repeat domain-containing protein 13C
Exons: 6
Coding region: 217-1575 (452 amino acids)
Cellular component (GO): cytoplasm
Molecular function (GO): protein binding
Source: RefSeq, a predicted model, not a curated record
UUUUUGGCAAAAAACCGAAGUUGUAUCAUUUUCCCGAUGUUUGACAUUAAGUCAAAACAAUCACGAUAGGUGAAAAAUGUUGUUCGUGGUGGUAGGUAGCAUUCGGAAAGGAAGCGACGGAAGAAAUCUGGAAAAAAUCGACUGCUGCGCGUCGCGAAAAGUGCGUGUGUUUCAGUAAAAUGUUUUCUCUCAAUUGCAGCGGAAGUCGGCAAAAUAAUGACGGAAUCGUUUCCGCUGCAUGAGUGCGUCUUUAACGGUGAUACCCGAAAACUGUCGCUGCUGCUUCGUACACACGAAAUCGCCGAAAAGGACAAGCAUGGAAACACUCCACUUCAUUUGGCUGUUAUGCUAGGAAAGAAAGAAUGUAUCUUUCUAUUGCUUGCACAUGGCGCACCGGUUAAAGUAAAAAAUUCGCGAGGAUGGUCACCAUUAGCGGAAGCGAUCUCGUACGGAGAUCGGCAAAUAAUCAGCUCACUGUUGCGGAAACUGAAACAACAGGCUCGCGAACAAAUGGAACAACGGCGCCCAAAUCUGGUAAAAGCCCUCAAACAGAUGGGUGACUUCUAUAUGGAGCUAAAGUGGGAUUUUCAUUCGUGGGUUCCACUUAUCUCACGCAUACUUCCCUCUGAUGUUUGUAAAAUUCAUAAGUCCGGUUGCUCGAUACGACUCGAUACGACGUUGGUCGAUUUUUCCGACAUGCGCUGGGAGCGGGGUGAUAUUUCGUUUAUUUUCAAAGGCGAAAACCCUCCAAAGGAUUCGUUGACAGCGCUCGACAAUGAGUGCCGUUGCUAUCAGCACGUUCGGCACGAGGAAACGGAGAUGGAGAUUGAGGAUGAGGUCGAUAUUCUGAUGUCGAGUGAUAUCCUUGCAGCACAGAUGUCAACCAAGGGUAUUAGUUUUACGAAAGCACAAUCGGGAUGGAUCUUCCGCGAAGAUCGGCGGGAAACGGUGGCCGGACAGUACGAUAGCGAUCUCUACACGAUAAAUGGUUUGACGCUGGAGCAGCGCAAACGCCGCGAGCACCUAUCGCGGGAUGAUCUACAGAAAAACAAAGCGCUCAUGGAGUCACUGACGAAGGGAGGACAGAGUCAACAAGGCGGUAUCGAUCAGAAUGGAGAGAUUUAUCGGAGAGAAUCGCUUCAGCCACCACCUAAUAGUGAGGUUACCUGGGAGGAAUACGUUUCGGCUGAGCCGGGCCAGUAUCCCAACUUAGGUCGUGAACUAGUGUAUAAGGAAUCAAGCAAAAAUUUUAAAGCCACAGUAGCUAUGAGCAAAGACUUCCCACUGAGUGUAGACAUGCUGUUAAACGUGCUGGAAGUAAUAGCACCGUUUAAGCAUUUCAGCAAGUUGCGUGAAUUUGUAACGCUGAAACUACCCAGCGGCUUCCCGGUGAAGAUCGACAUCCCCAUCCUGCCGACAGUGUCGGCUAAGAUCACGUUUCAAAAGUUCGAAUUCCGGGACGAUAUUUCGCCUGAUCUGUUCGUCAUUCCGGAGGACUACAAAGAGGACACGAUGAGGUUUCUUAUUUAUUUCAUAGAUUUCCUGAUUUAUGACCUUUCGAUAUCGACGGACUAAAUUCACGCGCGCUGCUCUUUGCUGUCAGCCGACCUGGACAAACCGUACCGCAGCCGCUAUCGUUGCCUGUUUCAACAAUUGGCGGUUACGGGGAUGCGGGAUACUCGUGUUCACCUUCUCCACAACUAUUGAUUCCCUCGUCGAUGGAAAGUUGGCCCAAAACUGACUUGCAAUUUGUUCUCCCUACUCAAAGCUAUCGGUUUCUGACGGAACGAACGCAUUGAUUUUGAACAA